Molecule: messenger RNA, 2019 nt
Organism: Manihot esculenta (cassava)
Lineage: Eukaryota; Viridiplantae; Streptophyta; Magnoliopsida; Malpighiales; Euphorbiaceae
Product: exocyst complex component EXO70H1
Exons: 1
Coding region: 46-1929 (627 amino acids)
Biological process (GO): exocytosis
Cellular component (GO): exocyst
Molecular function (GO): phosphatidylinositol-4,5-bisphosphate binding
Source: RefSeq, a predicted model, not a curated record
CAAAUCAAAGGGAAGGAUUUGGAUUAAUUACCCUUUCAAGUCUCAAUGAUUCUCUCAGAGUCUCCUAAGAGUAAUCAUAAAACUACAAGCAUGGCAAGGAAAGGGCUGUCAACUCUCUUCUUUUCAUCCUCAAAAACACUUUCUUCUUCUAAUUCCUUUCCAAGCUCUUCUGUUCCUUCCUCUCCUGUUGUUCACAAGUUCACUGAAUCUAUGAUGGAAGAGAACAUUCAAAUUGCAGAGUUAAUCAUCAAGAAAUGGGACUCUGAAUCAUCAUCAGCUUCCCUAUUCCACCAGAGAAAAGAAGCAAAGGAGUUCCUCAGAUGUGUCAAAGAUCUCCGCCGAGCCAUGCACUUUCUGGUGUCUGAACAUUCAGCCUCUGAUAAGCUUGUUCUUGCUCAAACCCUCAUGCAAAUUGCCAUGAAAAGACUUGAAAAAGAAUUGUAUCAGAUUCUGUCUGCAAAUCGUGACCAACUUGAUCCAGAGUCUGUUUCAGGUCUAUCCUCAGAUGGCUCUAGCAAUUCUGAAGAUGAAGAUGAGGUUGAAUUUGAAGAAGAGAUUAAACUAGCUGGUGAAUCAAUCAGUAAGGUUGAGAGAGAAGCAACAAACGCCAUGUCUGAUCUCAAGUUAAUAGCUGAUUGCAUGAUAAUUUGUGGCUAUGGCAAAGAGUGUGUCAAAAUAUACAAGCUCAUCAGGAAAUCCAUAGUAGAUGAAGGACUCUAUCUUCUUGGAGUUGAAAAGUUCAGACCUUCCCAAAUUCAAAAAAUGAACUGGGAAGCUCUUGAGCAUCUGAUCAAGAACUGGCUCAAUGCAGUAAAGAUUGCAGUCAAAACACUGUUUACUGGAGAAAAAGCUCUCUGUGAUCAAGUUUUUUCUGCAUCUCAGACUAUCAGAGAAUCAUGCUUCACUGAUAUUACCAAGGAAGCUGCAAUAAAUCUGUUCAGAUUUCCUGAACUUGUAUCUAAGAGCAAGAAAACACCAGAAAGAAUUACCCUGCUAACGGAACUCUAUGAAGCUCUCUCCAAUCUUUGGCCAGAGAUUGAAUUCACAUUCAACUCUGAAUCAACUUCAGCAGUUAAACUGCAAGCUUCUUCAUCGCUGCAGCGACUUGGCGAAUCAGUUCGUGCUAUUCUAUCUGACUUUGAAUCAACAAUUCAAAAGGACUCGUCAAAAACCACUGUUCCCGGCGGCGGCAUUCACCCCCUGACUCGGACAGUGACUAAUUACAUAUCUAAGCUUGCAGAUUACGGUGGGGUUCUCUCUGAAAUCUUCGCAGACUCUUCACCAGCAUUGCCUGAAUCGUACUUCGAGAGUCCCCACUCUGCUGACGGCUCAAUCCCAGCAACCUCCGUCCUCCUGGCUCGGCUCAUUCUAGUUCUUCUCUGCAAGCUUGACACUAAAGCAGAAGCUUACAGAGAUGUGUCUUUGUCAUAUCUAUUCCUCGCAAACAAUCUUCAAUUUAUCAUCGAAAAGGUCUGCAACACAAACCUGAAGCUCCUGCUAGGCGAGGAUUGGAUCGUCAAGCAUGCGAAGAAGGUGAGACAAUAUGCAGCCAACUAUGCAGCAAUGGCUUGGAAUAAGGUGUUGUCGUCUUUGCCAACUUCUCCAGAACUAUCCCCAGAAGCAGCAAAGGAAUGUUUUCGCAGGUUUAAUGCAGCUUUUGAAGAAGCAUAUAAGAAACAGAUAUCAUGGAUUGUAGCAGAUGGAAAGUUAAGGGAUGCAUUGAAGGUAUACAUAGCUAAAAAACUUGUACCAGCUUACAGAGAAUUUUCUGAAAAGUGUGUAGUGAUUUUGAGUGGAGAGAAGAAUCUGGAAUUGCUGGUGAGGUUUAGUACAGAUGAUCUGGGGAAUUACCUGUCAGAUUUGUUUCAUGGAGUUGCAAUUUCAGACAGUUCCCCAUCAUCUUCAUCGCGUGGAUGUAUAAUCCGAUGAACUGAUAAUUCUAAUAAACGGUGAAUUAGAAUAAAAUUUUAAAAUUAUUCGUUAAUUUUUUUACUUAUUAUGUAAGAUUUUUUUUUUCAU